CUUUCUUUUCCCAAUCUUCAAGCUCUCUCUUUCAUCUUCUCUUCCAACCAAAAACAACAAUCAAUAUUCACUCUAUUUCCAUAUCUCUACCUAUCAUAUCAUUCAUCAUGAAGCAAUUGAUCCGCCGUCUUUCUCGUGUUGCCGAUUCCUCUCACUACUCUCUUCUCCGCUCCGACUCUCCCUCCUCCGCCGCCGCCAAACUUCGCCGUUCUCGAAUCCUCCGCUCCUCCACCGUCCCCCAAGGCCACGUCCCUGUCUACGUCGGCGAAGAGAUGGAACGCUUCGUCGUCAGCGCUCACCUCUUAAAUCACCCCGUUUUCAUCGAACUCCUCGAUAAAUCCGCUCAAGAGUACGGUUACCAACAGAAAGGCGUUCUGCAUAUUCCUUGCCACGUUCUUCUCUUCGAGCGUGUUCUUGAGGCUCUCAGACUCGGUGAUUUCGAUUCUCGCCAUCUUCAAGAUCUUCUUUCCAAUCUCUCUCUCCAGUCAUAAACCCCAACUUUUUUUUUUUUUUUCUUUUAUUCCUCUCUUGUAUUUUUUUUCUCCAGAGGGAUUUUUUUUUUUUCUUUUAUAAUUCUUCUGUAUAUAGGUUUAUUUCUGAUUUUGGUUUCUCCUAGACGAUUAGUAUAUCAAAAGAGAGUUAAUCAAGGACAAGAUUUUUUUAAGCUUUUUUUAUUCUCCUUCCGAUGUAAAUCGACGAGGAUAUUACUACAUUUUCUCUGUUAUGGAGACACCUUCUUCUUCUUCUUCUUCUUCACCGAAGUUUUAUUAAUCAAUCUCUGAAUUUCUCUU
Cucumis sativus (cucumber) is the source of this 791-nucleotide messenger RNA. RefSeq names its product auxin-responsive protein SAUR71. Lineage: Eukaryota; Viridiplantae; Streptophyta; Magnoliopsida; Cucurbitales; Cucurbitaceae. The transcript has a single exon. The record is from RefSeq and is a predicted model, not a curated record. Gene Ontology annotation, biological process: response to auxin. Bases 108 to 491 code for a protein of 127 amino acids.